UAUCUAAAAUAUAAUAUAUUCGGGAGAGAUCGAGAGCGUUGGAGAAGGGUUUCGAUCUGAGGAGAGGAGAGUUCGACUUCGACGAUUUUGCACACGAUUUUGAGAGGGCUUUCAUUGCUAGAGCUUCAGACCAGAUAUCAUGGCUAAGCACCACCCCGACCUGAUAAUGUGCCGGAAGCAGCCGGGGAUCGCGAUCGGGCGGCUGUGCGAGAAGUGCGACGGCAAGUGCGUGAUCUGCGACUCGUACGUCCGGCCGUGCACGCUCGUCCGCGUGUGCGACGAGUGCAACUACGGCUCGUUCCAGGGUCGGUGCGUCAUCUGCGGCGGCGUCGGCAUCUCCGACGCCUACUACUGCAAGGAGUGCACGCAGCAGGAGAAGGACCGCGACGGCUGCCCCAAGAUCGUCAACCUCGGCAGCGCCAAGACCGACCUCUUCUACGAGCGGAAGAAGUACGGCUUCAAGAAGAGAUGACAUCACGAUGUAACAAAACAAAACAUAGUUCCAGUUUGGUCUCGAACCAUUUUGUAUCAUUGCAUUCUCCUAUAUCCGCCCCUUUGCAAUCUUGUUACUCAUAUGUUAGAGUCUGAUUAUUUUUGUUGUUAUUUUUCUCUUGAUAUUGCUCUCCCAGUUGUGAUAUUGCUCUCCCAGUUGUUAGCUUUGCAGAUCCAGUUCAGAAAAUUGUUUGGAAAAA
Molecule: messenger RNA, 692 nt
Organism: Ananas comosus (pineapple)
Lineage: Eukaryota; Viridiplantae; Streptophyta; Magnoliopsida; Poales; Bromeliaceae
Product: PHD finger-like domain-containing protein 5B
Exons: 2
Coding region: 140-472 (110 amino acids)
Biological process (GO): mRNA splicing, via spliceosome
Cellular component (GO): U2 snRNP; catalytic step 2 spliceosome; precatalytic spliceosome
Source: RefSeq, a predicted model, not a curated record